AUGUACUUCUGUGUCACUGAUAUGACGUUGGUGUCGAACCCCAUUACUUUGCAGCCUACAGGCUGGAUGUACAACUGCUCCCUUAUCCAGUUCCUAGAGCAGUUCGACAUCUCUGUGAAGAAUUCGGAGAAGUGCCAGCCGACCAUGAAACGCGUUGACAAGAUUAUUGACUAUCUUACCUACCAGAUUUACCGGUACAUGAAUCGUGGCCUCUUUGAGAGGGAUAAGAUGAUGUUCAAGUUGAUGGUGACUAUGAAGAUAAUGGUUGUCGCUGGUAGGCUCACUCAGGGCGAUGUUGGGCUCUUCUUGAAAGGUGGCUCGGACCUGGACGUGAAGUCAGAGAGAUCGAACCCCAAUCGAUGGAUGGUGGAUAAGGUCUGGCUCAACGUCCUGCAGCUGUCGCGGCACUCCUUUGGCAAGGAGCAGCUGCUGUUCUUCCGGGAGCUGCCUGAUUUCAUUAGUCGAAAUGAAGCCGCGUGGAGAGUGUGGUAUGAUGAGAACGAGCCCGAGAGAUGCCCGGUGCCGGACUACGAGGAGCGGCUGAAUAUGGAUAGGAACAUUGGGUUCUUCCUUCGAAUGUGUCUUGUGAGAUGCAUCAGAGAGGACAGGACGACUAUCGCUGCUGCGCAGUUCAUCAAUAAACAGCUCGAUCCGAAGUACACGGCACCGGUCACAGAUAGUAUCGACUCGAUCUACUGUGAGUCCCAGAACCGUAAACCCGUGUUGUAUUUGUUGAGCGCUGGAAGUGAUCCCACAUCUAUGAUCGACGACAUAGCAAAGAAGAAAAAGAAAUUCCCGACGGAUAAGGUGUCCAUGGGUGAGGGACAAGAGGUUAUCGCUUGGGAGAAGAUGAAGAAUGGCUUCCUAGCUGGGACAUGGGUCAUCUUACAGAACUGCCACUUGGGUCUGGGCUUCAUGAAUCAGAUGGAAGAUAUCCUCACACGCACGCCGGAGAUUGCUGAGGAUUUCCGACUCUGGAUCACAUGUGAGAUCACCAACUUAUUCCCUAUUGGUUUGCUGCAAAUGGCGAUCAAAGUCACGCUUGAGCCACCCAUGGGGCUGCAAGCUGGUCUGUCUCGUACUUAUACGACGAUGGUCUCACAGGAGCUCCUAGACAAGAUUGAUCACGAGAAGUGGCGUUGCCUGGUCUAUGUGAUGUCCUUUAUGCACUCUGUAGUUCAGGAGAGGAGAAAGUUCGGCCCCAUAGGUUGGUGUGUGCCAUACGAGUUCAAUAAUUCGGACUUAGAGGCCAGUCUCCUGUUCUUGGAGAAACAUCUCUCUACCACGGUUAGUGUGGGUCAGCCUUUGAGUUGGACAACUACCCAGUAUAUGGUCGCUGAGGUACAGUAUGGUGGUAGGAUUACUGAUGACCUCGAUAGAGAGCUAUUCAAUACCUACGCAGCUAAGUGGUUCUGUGAUGAGGUCUUCCAGAAAGCAUUCUCCUUCAAUAAUUACCCUAGUGAUCACGAGUACACUAUUCCUGAAGGUCUCGAAAUUCAGCAGUACCGCGAGCACAUUGACAAGGUCCCAGCGGUUGACUCGCCGCUCAUCUUCGGACUGCACACCAAUGCUGAUCUGACUUAUAGACAGUUGGAGGCUUCGAUGAUGCUCACUACUAUUCAGGAGACUCUGCCGAAGGAGGGUGGUGGAGGUUCUGGAAAGAGUCGCGAUGAAAUCGUGAAGGAUAAGGCCAACGAAGUGCUCUCCAAGGUUCCUCCUGAUUUUGUCGAGGAAAUCUUCAGAUCGCAGAUAACCAAACUGAAGGGGCCACCCAAUACUCCUGAUAAGGGAUUCGCAGCUCCGUUGAACAUUUUCCUGUUCCAGGAGCUCCAGAGGAUCCAACGAGUGAUAGGCAUUGUUCGAAAUAAUCUGCAGUCAUUGGUCAUGGCUAUUGAGGGCACUGUCGUGAUGACACCGGAUCUGCUCGAGGACUUGAAUAUGAUAUUCGACGCACGUUUGCCGAGGAGGUGGACCCAUGAUCCAUCAGGGGCGGAAAUAAGCUGGCUCAUGCCCACUCUGGGUGCAUGGUUCACAGGUUUAUUAGAUAGAGUGAAUCAGCUGGGCACAUGGCUCGAGAAUGGUAGAGGUGCUAUGAAGGGAUAUUGGCUCACGGGCUUCCUGAACGCCCAAGGGUUCCUCACUGGUAUGAGACAGGAAGUGACCCGACAGCACAAGAAGGACCAAUGGGCCCUGGAUGAUGUCGUUACCCAUACUGAGGUGCUCUCCUACGACCUGGAGAGAGUCAAGGAUGUCCCAGAUGAAGGUCAGAAUAUCUAUGGACUGUUCAUCGAAGGAGCACGGUGGAAUCGCCAAGACGGUCGAUUGGACGAGUCCGAACCCAAGAAGCUGUUCACGACUAUGCCAGUGAUCUAUGUGACAGCGGUGACUAUGAAGGAUAGGAAGGCAAGAGGUGGUGAGUAUGGUCCAUAUGGUCCAUAUGACUGCGCGGUAUACAAGUACCCUAAACGCAAUGAUCGGUAUUUGCUAUUCCGCUUGAACCUGAAGACUGAUGUGCAUCCGAGUCAUUGGAAGCUCCGAGGGGUGUGCUUGUUGUGUGCUACUGAAUAA
Molecule: messenger RNA, 2568 nt
Organism: Perkinsus marinus ATCC 50983
Lineage: Eukaryota; Perkinsozoa; Perkinsida; Perkinsidae
Product: axonemal dynein gamma heavy chain, putative
Exons: 1
Coding region: 1-2568 (855 amino acids)
Biological process (GO): microtubule-based movement
Cellular component (GO): dynein complex
Molecular function (GO): minus-end-directed microtubule motor activity; dynein light intermediate chain binding; dynein intermediate chain binding
Source: RefSeq, a predicted model, not a curated record